GCCUAUCACCAGCACAUGUUUCCGGUUUGCCAUAAACACACUAUUUAGUGAAUAUUUUGGAGAAUUGGAGAUUGAGUUGUCCAUGAAUGAUUAGUAUUGAUUAGUAAACUGAACAAUUUCAGGCUACUAACAAAAUGGCAAGCAUUCAACUCAAUAAGGCGAAGGUAAAGUACAUAUCCAAGGAAAAAUAUGUUACUUUUUAUUUAACUAAAACUAAAAGUGCAUGAAUCAUUAAUAAUUAAUAAUGAUGGAAUUACUGCCUUUUCAUUAGUUACUUAGUAAACUUAGUUGCUAAACAAAUAUUACCAAAAAAUUAUCUGUGUGUCACUGUCUACGAAUAGCACUGAUUCACUGACCGUGACUAGCACUGAUUCACUGACCGUGACUGAUUAUAAUAAUUAUUUUAUCAAUAUGGUGGCUACUACUCAUACUACUACUACUACCACAUUCUACUCAGACUCUACUGUGAAACUUUUAGUUUACUUUCUUUAGACUUUAGGCCACAGGUGUGAGUGUGAGCUAAAUUUUUAGAUGCAAUUCAAAAGUGCAGUUCAAGUCUUAAGGAAUCACAUUUCGUAUUUUCUCAUAUAAACUUAUGUGUAUUCUUUAUUAAUUAAAUACAGUAGUACUGGCAGUAAUAGUUAACUAAUACCGAAUUAUUUCAAUUAUACAGACAGCACUUUUUUCUUUUUAUUUGAUUUCUUAAGCUUCUUUAAACAUCCCCCAACCAAAGUUACAUAGUAUAGGCACUUAUCAUUUAUUUUUAGUUUUUUUUUUCACCCUCUGGCCAGAUUUAUAAGUUAGUAUGCUAAACGAAAUUUAUAAAAUGGAGGCAUAUUUACAAAAAAGAAUGAAAUACUGGAAAAAAAAAAAAAAAGAAAGAAAUAAUGGAAAAAAAAAAAAAAAGAAGGGUGAGGGGUGUGAACUAAGAUGUUCCGUUUUGGGAAAGGGGCCAAAUUUUCCUUUUUUUUCUUAUAUGAGAUGUAUAAUUAUAAUUCCAAACAAAGCAUCCUGCAUGAUGGGUGAAUAGAUCUAGAUCAAACUUAGUAGACAUACACUUGAUUAUCCAUAUUCAAAUAACAGUACUGAAGGGUUAUGAACUCAUAAUUUUAAUUUUUCCUAAAACUAGACAAUAUGCACUGCGUCACUCAUGAUGACGUUCAGAAAUGAACAUUUUUUCUUUAGCCCUUUAGCUAACAUCUAAAUUAAUGGGCCUGUAAAAACACAUGAAUAAUGUUUUUUAAAAACAUUUUCUCCCCUAAAAAACAUUCAUAAAAUACGAUUUGAAAGGUAUCCUGAUUCUCAGUGGGAUCCCUUCCCAGUUGACAACUGAGUUGUGAUUCCAUUUCCUAGUAUGGGAUCCCGAUCUCCGUGAGAUCCUGAAUAAAUAGGAUCCCGUUUCCCAAAAGGGGAAAUGGGAUCCCGUUCCUGGUGGAACUCCAACCCCAUUGGGAUCCCAACCCAAGGGGAUCCCUAUCUCGAUGGGAUCCAAUUUCCUGGUAGGAACCCGAACCCGUUUGUCAAACCGUUGAACCUGUUGUGUUCUAAUUAUCUGGCCAAGCCUCUCACUUGAUCCCACAACAGUAUAGCUAAUAUCAACAGUUACUAAUGCAACCAACGUUAAUAGGUUUGUAGCUAGAUAUGAGUUUAUUUAACACUACUCCAUUAACUAUGGUUGAUGUAUAAUUUCAGAAUUGAUAAUCAAAUCACUCCAACCAAACACUACUCAAUACACAAAUCCAAACAGUUCAUCCAGUAUAUCCGCCAUCAAUCCUUCCAAACAACGAAAACUAACGCGUCAUUUCCCUUUACACAAAUACGUCACAACACUUUCACACAAUAGAUACAGCUACACAUUAAGUCUCUAACUAUACAUCUUUUCCCUAUCAAACAUGACAACAGUGAUCUACACAUAACAACAGUGAUUCUCAUACCCAUGACAGGUUGAGAUCCUGUUCUUGGUAGGAUUUAUAUUCCCAUUAGGAUUCCGGUACCCGGUGGUGUCCUGUUCUCCAGUGGGAUCCCAUUCCUUGGUGGAUCCCAUUCCUUGGUGGAUCCCAUUCCUUGGUGGAUCCCAUUCCUUGGAGGGAUCUUGUUCUCUGUGUCAUCCCAUUCAGGUUGGGACCUAUUUUCUGUUGUGAUACUUCACUAGAUUGGAUCCUAUUUUUCAGUUGGAUCCCGUUCCCCAUUAGGAUCUUGUUCCUCAGUGAGAUCAGGAAGGAUUUUGGCUAACAUCCACCAAUUAACGAAGUUGUACAUACCGUAAUCUAGCCUUCAACUUCAUUUAUGUAUAAAUCUUAGGCUAUAAUAAUUGACAAUAAAUUUGGAACUUUUUGGUGUAGGCCCAUUUCAUUAUUGACUGUGCCAUAGCUUGGGUUGUGAGGGUGGGUUGUAAGCUUGGCUAAGUGGUGGCAUUAAAACUAUUUAAUGCGAUUAAGUAUUAACUAAUGGUGUAACCUUAGACCUUCCCACCUGGCUGCACACACUCACAUAAAUAGUUUUACCCAGGGCCGGCUCAGGGCGGGUUGGAUGCCUGAUCAUCACACAGGCGCCAAGGCCCCCAAACCAUUAAAAUAAAAGUUUUCUGAACUCUUCCCACAAUUUUCCAGAGGGCGACUAUUGCCUAUUUUCACCCAACCUAAAAAUGUCUAGCGCCAGCCCUGGUUGUAUCAAUGUAAAUUUAUAAAACACCUGGUUGUAUCAAUGUAAAUUUAUAAAACAACUAGCGAGAACCGGCAUGUGUUGCAAUGCCACUCAAAGAAAAAAAGUGUUUGUGUUUUAAUUACGUUUUAAUUAGAAAAUUUAACAAAAUUCCGUCUGGUUCAUACACAAAUGUUAUAGGUUUUCCAACGCGUGAGCACGCAACAUACAACUGUCCACAUGAGAAGCGUGGAUUUUCAAAAUUCAAAAACUUUCAAAAACUUAUACCGAUGCAGUAGCUCUGUUUGAAAUUAUUUUUAUAUAGCUCACAUAAAAAAAAAUAUAAAAUAAGGCCCCUGGCCCCAAACGCAAAAUUGUAAAAUGGUUGUACUAAUUCAGAAACUUACUUAUUCAGACACAAACUGAAAUGUCGCUUGUACUUCAUUCAAUUCAAUCCACCCAUGCAAUAGCUCUGUUUGAAAUAAUAUUUGUAUAAAUCAUGUAAGAAAAUAUAAUUUAGGGCCCCCGGCCCCAAAAUGAAUAUUUCAAAAUGGAUAACCUAAUUUAGAAACCUUUGCGGGUGGGAGCACAACAACUUACCAAAGAUUUAUUGCAAUCGGAUGAAUGGUAUAGGAACACAAACGGAAACUAUAUUAAACUCAUAAAAGGGGGAAGAAAAGAAUUAAGGGCCCAAAACGAAAUAUUGUAAAAUGUUUGUAAAAAUUCAGAAAUAUUUUCAGGCGUAUGGACAACUCACAAAAGUUUUAUCGCUAUCCGAUGUAUGGUAUAGGAGUGCAUACGGGACAUACAUACAUACAUUAAUUUUUAUACAUUAUGUAUAGAUAUAGUUUGUCGAAUAAAAGAUAACCUUGUGCUCAACUAUUCAAGGAAGCGCUAUGUCAUUCUGUUUAUCCAUCCAUCCAUCUAUCUAAUCUAUUGGUCUGUCUCUCUAUCUAUUUAUCAUCUAUUUAUCUAUCUAUCUAAGAAAAUCUUAAUUAAUCUCUAAUUUGAAAAUUAAAUUUUCACUUGUAUAAAAUGAUAGGGUUUUGAUAUGAGUAUAAUUAUGUAAAUUUACUUAGGUUUUGUUAACAUCCUUGAUUUUCUUAGGUGGUAAAACGAGAAUAUAGCAUCUUUUUUUCAGACCUGUAUUAUGAUUGGAUUUAAAGAUAUUGUCAUCCAAGUAAAAAUGUUCACACCCUAUUUCCUGCUCCCUAUAUAUAUGUAACUAAGAAGAUUAAUUAUUUAUCAAUUACAUUCUGAGGUGUAUCUUGUGCUGCCUUGGGCAAAUAAAAGUAUCUAUUACGCCCCCCCAAACCAAAGAUUUAAAAAAAAAAUUAAUAAAAUCAUCCACUGGAUUGAAACCCCCUUUACUUCCCAAAAACAAAUUUUUUCAUUUCAUAUGCUUUGUUCUGAUUUGGAUGAGUGAUAAGUGCAUUAGUGAAGGCUAUUUGGCUAUGAAAUUUUGCUGCACUGAUUGAAUUAAACAGCGUUUCUUUUUAAAGUAUAUUUAAAGGUUACAUUUGUACUACUUUAUAAAUUUCAUAAAAGUAUAUUUUUGGAAUGAAUAAAAAGUAAAAACUUAUUAAAUGUUAAAAAUACAAAGCUUAAGAAGUAUUUAAUUUUAGCAAAUUUUAGCAAUUUAAAAAGCAAUCAAUUAUAUUUAUUCAUUUUACUUCUAAGAAGGGGAAAAUACAUUAUCAGUUUUGUUAAGCAGAGUUAUUAAAUCAAAGAAACUAAGAGCUAUGGCUAAAAUAGAAGAUUCACACGAUGAAGUCAUUUGUGUAUUUAUUAAAAUCAAAUAAAUUUUAUUUUAUUUGCAAUAUUAAAAAGGCACUAAAAAUAUCAGAUGUUUGGGUUUUCCCAACAAAUGUGAUUACGAUGCAAUUCUGAGAUCAUAAUUUUUUUAUCAAUAUUUUUUUUUCAAAACUUUUACAUUCAGAUACAAUGUUUAAAAUAGUUCCAUAGUUAUUACUUAAAAUGUAUUUGUAAUUUAUAAUAAUAAUGCUUAAACUUUUGCUAAAAUAAAAGCGGAUAUAUAAUAAUUUUAGCGCAUUUAAAUUGAUUCGAUUUCCGUAAAAUAAUAGAAAAUAACUAUAAUAGUUUUUAAGAAUAUGAACAUAUCCAAAUAUUUUCGGUUCUUAAGCAUUACGGUCAGCAUAACUCAUUCUUAUAUAUAUUACUCAAUGAUUGCUAUUCAAAACCACAACACGUUUACAAUGUCAUAUCCGAUUCUAAAAUACGUCACAAACUUCAAGCUUAUUUAUAAAAACAACACAAAUACUCUACACUAAACAUGCAAAAACAUGUUUUCUCUGCUCUCACUACAAAUUUGCUGUCUGUUGGCAUUUGUUAAGGGCGGUUGUGAACAAUCGAAUUUUGUUGUGUUGAUAGCUCUGUUUGAAAUUAUAUUGAUGAAGCUCAUUUAAGAAAACAAAACAAAUGUAAAGGCCCCCAGCCCAAACGAAAUAUUGUAAAAUGGUUGCAUUGAUUCAGAAACAUAAUUAUUAUGCAACAAAGAAACUGAAAUGUUGUUAUUUGUAUUUUAUUCAAUUCCAUCCAACCAUGCAAUAGCUCUGUUUGAAAUUAUAUUUUUAUAGUUCAAAUAAGAAUAAAAUGGAUUUUAGGGCCCCCGGCCCCAAACGGAAUAUUGUAAAAUGGUUGUACUAAAGAAAAAAAAAUUGUGGGCGGAUUCAAUUCAAUCCACCCAUGCAAUAGCUCUGUUUGAAAUUAUAUUUUUAUAGUUCAAAUAAGAAAAAAAUAGAAUUUAGGGCUCAUGGCCCCAAACGUAAUAUUUUUAAAUGGUUUUACUAAAAUAGAAACCUUUGUGGGCCUGCGCACAACUUGCCAUCUUCUUAUUAUAGUCGGAUGAACAGUAAAGGGACGCAAAUGGAAAUUAUAUUUUUAUAGCACCAAUAUAGUAAAUAAAAAAGAAUUUAGGGCGCCCCGCCCAAAAACCGGAUAUUGAACAAUGGUGGUACUAAUUCAGAAACUACUUACUUAGUAACUUACAAACUGAAAUGUCGUCCUUUGUAUUGAUUAAAUUCAAUCCACCUAUGCAAUAGCUCUGUUUGAAAUUAUAGUUAUAUAGCUCUUAUAAGAAAAAACGAAAUUAGGGCCAAUGGCCCUAAACGGAAUAUUGUAUAUUGAUCGUUCUAAUUUAGAAACCUUUGCGGGAGUGCACAUUUCAAUUAUCAAAGUUUUAUAGCAAUCGAAUGAAUGGUAUAAGAAUGCAUACGAUAAUUAUAUUUAUAUUUAUUUAGAUAAUAUAAGGGGAUAAAACAAAUUUAGGGCCCCCGGCCACAAAUGGAAUAUUGUAGAAUUGUGGUAUUACUUCAGAAACCUACUUAUUAUGUCACUCAAAAAAGUUAAUGUCGCUAUUUAUAUUUCAUUAAAAUUCUAUCCAUCUAUGCAUUAGCUCUGUUUGAAAUUAUAUUUAUAUAGCUCAUAUAAGAAAAAACGAAUUUAGGCACCCUGACUCAAAAUGGAAUGUUUCCAAAUGGUUGUUAUAAUUCAAAAACCUUUGUGGGUGUGCACGCAACAACUCGCAAACGUUUUAUGGCAUUCUGAUAAAUGAUUAAGGAGCGUUUACGGAAAUGAUAUUUUACAAAGCUCAUAUAAGGAAAAAAAACGAAAUAUUGUAAAAGGUAUGUAAUGACUCAGAAAAAUGUGCAGGUUUGUGGACAACAACUCUGUAAAUCUUUAUUGCAAUCGCAUGAAUGGUGUAGGACCGCAUACAGUUUGAAAUUAUAUUUAUAUAGCUUAUAUAAGAAAAAACUAACAUAGGACCCCCUGGCUCAAAACGGAAUAUUUUAAAAUGGUUGUAAUAAUUCAAAAACCUUUGCGGGCGUGUGCACAACAUCUCACUAAAUUAUUAUCGCAUUCUGAUAAAUGGUAUAGGAGCGCAUACGGAAUUUUUUUUGUACAACGUUCAUAUAAAAAAGAAAACGAAUUAAGGUCCGUUUACGGCCCAAAACAGAAUAUUUUAAACAGUUAUAAUGACUCAGAAAAAUGCGUGGACUAAUGGAUAACAACUCACCAAAGUUUUAUUGUAAUAGCAUGAAUGGUGUAGGAGCGCAUACGGGACAUACAUACAGACAUUCAUUUUUAUAUAUAUAGAUGUUGGAUAAUGAUAAACCUCUCUUCUAAUGGAUUUCUAACAUGUUUUACGACACUGAUUAUCAGCGUUACGCACGCUCCCACCAUCCUUUUUUCUCUCAGAGUGCUCGAUAUAUAUAGAUAGUCACUUUGAAGCCUUGGUUGAGUUGGGGGGGGGCGGGGGGCGGUUGAUUUUAUUUGACAAUUUGGGGCUAGUUAGGUGAUAGGAAUAUAAAAGCUUUUGACUUUGACUCCCCCAAAAAAUAAAUAAUAACCAUUUGCUUUUUUUUUUUAAAGAUCUCAAAAGCUGUAGAAGUCUUGCAAGAAGUUGUAAAGAGUGCAGAAAAAAAAGAUUCUCUUCUUGAGGAACUAGAUAUCUUUCAAAUGCAAGUCUGUCUUAAAAAAAUUCCCCAUAAAGAAAAAUCAAUCAAACUGUAAGUUGUUCAACUUAUCUUAUUAAUUUGGUAAAAUUAGUCUUAAAUAGAAAGUUUGUUAUUUUGAAAUAUUGUUAUUACUCCUUGUUGCCUUAUUCAAACUACCAGUACCGGUAGUAUAUCUUGAUUACUUAAAAUCUUUCAAAAAAUUCUAAUUGUUGAUGUUGCUGAAAGUGGAGCUGUUAUGAAUAGAUUAAUUGUAUUUGACUUAUACUUAUAUAUUAUAUUAAAAGGAUUUUACCACAUGCCUUACAACGUCCUGACUUGGAUGUUUGCCUUUUUGUCAAAGACUUGAAUAGAGAAGAGAGGGAUUAUGAGUCAACUGUUAGACAUUUUCAGGAUUUACUAAAAAAAAAUGGUGUAAAUGCUGUCACUGAUGUAAGUACUUGAAAUCUUAUUUUUUGUAUAAAAUGAAACAAUUGCAUAAUGGGUAAAUGUAUUUCAUUAAAUAAAUUAUAUUUUGUAAAUAUACAUAUUUAAAUAAAUAAAACAAUAUGUAUUAUUUAUGACACCAAUAAUAUAAAUAAAUUUAUUGUCAAUGAAAUGUUGAGUUUUCAUUUGAGUUUAUUUAUUAAAAAUAUAUCCCUCAUCUUUUUCAGAUUAUUCCCCUUAAAUCAUUGAAGACAGAAUACAAACCUUAUGAAGCAAAGAGGAAUUUAUCCAAUGCAUACGAUAUAUUUCUUGCAGAUGCUAGGAUUAUCAGACUUUUGCCUACUUACUUAGGGAAACAUUUCUAUGGGAAAAAAAAGUGUGUUUCAUUUUUGUUUACUAAAAAUUACAAUUAAAAAUUAUAUAUACAUGGCAUGUAUAUGUUUUAAAUUGUUAAAUCAAUUAUAUUUCAAAGUUGCAUUAGCUGAUUGUAAACGUUCUCCUAAAAUUAUAUUACCUAAGUAGUUAGUGAACUUUGGAAUUGAACUACAAUCCUUUCAUAAUUGUUUUUAAAUAUUUUGGACAGGACCCCGGUUCAGGUUAACUUGCAGAUAAAAAAUUUGUCAAAAGAGAUUGAUGAAGCCAUUGGUAGCAGCAGAUGUAUUAUAAGCUCCAAAGGAGCAUCAAGGUAUAGUAAAUUGCUGUUUUCUAAAAUUAGCCACCUAUGUGAUUUUUUAAUUCUGUAAAUUUGCUGACCAAUUUUUACAUUAAAUGCACAUGAAGUUAUUUUGGAGGUUAAAUAGUUGUUUGAUGGAGGUUAACUGUUAUUUAAUACAAGUUAUAGCUCGCCAAACAUUGGCGACAGCAGUGCAUGAACUUCCCAUCUACUAAAGUUGCUUGACAAAAGAUGAACUCAAGUAACGCACAUUUAAGAAUCCCAAAUUUAGCUACAUCCCCAUUCCCCCCCCUGAUAUGCUGCUGCACAUUUUUUAUUUCACGCCCAUGAACUAUAUCAAUAUUCUGAUGUCCCAACCACUUUUAAACCAAAUAUUUAUUGCACUAUAUUUAAAUUGAGAUGAUUUCAUUUUAGAAAAUAAAAUAUUACGCACUCAACGCUUUUGCAUUAUUUUAAAAAAAAAAAAUUUAACUUAGUUAUUGGGAAUUAUACUUUGCUCGCUAUCCGGAAAUGGGAGCUGUCACACCACAAGCAAAAUAUCUAUAAGAGAUCACAGAAAUAACUAUAUUUCAUGAUUGUACAUGAUUCUUAGUUUAUUAAUUUUAUCAAGGCCAAGACCUAUUUGUAUUGAUCAAAAAUUGAGUUUUUAAUUAAAUUACUUUAAAUAUUAGCACUACAGUUGUGGGUCAACUUCAGAUGGCACCUGCAGAUAUCACAGAAAAUAUUAUAGCAGCUGUAGAUCAAAUAGCUGCUGCUGUAGGAGGAGGUGCAAGUAACAUUAAACAGUUGAACUUAAAGUCUAGGACAUCUAUGAGUGUUCCCAUAUAUAUCAGUGACGGUAAGUAUAUUUAAAUAUACAAUCAGUAAAAUUUUAUUGUAGAAUUUUAGAUUUUAUGAAAUAACUCUUUCAAAUACUUUCUUUAUUAUUAUUUGGGUACCGGUACCACAAAGUGAUUUUUGUUCACACUGACACAUUCAUAGUUUGUUAAAACUUUAGGAAAAUGUUGAUUUUUAAAAUUAUGAACAAAUGUUAUAAGUAAAUUAUUUCACACAAUGUUGAAAAUGUUACAACUCUUUUUUAUCUCUUUCUUAAAGCUUGUAAUCAUUCAAAAUAAUAAGUAAAAGAAACAUCAAUAUGCCACUAUGUAUUCCAUAGAAUAUAUAAUUUGGAUAAAUAAUACAUCAAUUUCAGGUGGGCCACAAGAUAUUGCUAUUCCUAAAGAAAAGUCUAACAAGGGUGAUGUUGAGGCAGAAGAAAUUUCAACACUAUUUGGUGCAAAAGUCAAAGUCUAUCCUAAUGGGAAGAUUAUGGUCAUAAGGGAUGGAGAGGAGCAAAAGAAGGAAUCGGUUAAGCGGAAGCGUAUAUCCAAGGAAAGGGGUAACAAGAAAAGAAAGACUGUAACAUCCACGUACAAGCCUAAGGGCACUAAAAAGCCCAAGUCAAGAAAGAUGUUAAAAUCAUCUUGAUUCUGUAGACAUAAAUUCUUUUUCUUUGUAUGCCGUAAUUUUGCUGUCAGUUUUAAAAGAAAAUAAAUGUACAUUGUUAAUGGCUGUCUUUAAUAAGAAGUUCAUUGAUUUAUUCUGGGAGCCUUUGUAAUGAAUUGAGAAAGUAAUGAAAAUGUUCAAAUGAGAAAUGCAGCUCAACACCAAAAUGACAAUCUGUGGAGGCCCUAUGCAUGGUCACCAUGGUCAGUUCUUUCAUUGUUCGGCUUGGUAAUUGAGCAGUAAAGUACACAAGUAUUUUAAGUAUUUGCAAAAAAUGUCUGCAGUAGUGUAUUAGUCAAUGGUUUAAUGUACUCAUUUAGAUCCAGUUCAAGAUAACCCUAUGUAUUUAAAACAUCAGAGAGUAGAAACUGAUUAAAUCUUUUCAAAAUAUUGGUUAAGGAAGACUGCUCCAGAGAAUGAACAGGACAAUCAGUUUCAAAUGAUUGAUAGUUGCAUGUCUCCGGUCAUUCUCCUAAUGCUCAAGUUCAGUUUUCCAAAUUUGACAGGAGGCACUAAAAACUAAACUUUUGCAAAUUUGGUUAAAACUUCACGUGGCUCACAAUGAUGUAAAAUUAAAGUCCUUUAUAUCAAUAUUUAAAUGUAAUGAAAAAUACUGUGUUAGUUGUAUUUAACGGAGAAAAUGGACUUACUGUUAAGUUGAAAAUUUGAAAGUUAUAAACGGUUCAGAGCUUGGGCUGGGCUCUACGCACAUAAAUUCACUUUACAUGAUUAGAGUUAGAGCUUUCAUCAACGGAACAGCAGUGGCAUUAGGAUUUUACUUAUGUGUUUUGAUUACUAUUCCUAUGAAAAAAAAUUUCAUCAUAAACCAUGUUUUCAAACAGAAUUUAAGAUCAACUUGUUAUUGAAUGAGUUA
This is a messenger RNA of Lymnaea stagnalis (great pond snail), 10573 nucleotides long. Lineage: Eukaryota; Metazoa; Mollusca; Gastropoda; Lymnaeidae. The record is from the annotation of a GenBank genome assembly.